AUGGAUGUCUCAAUUGGACAAGAGGUCGGAUACGCUGUCAAAAAUGACAAAAAGACCAGCGACAACACGCGACUCAUCUACACAACUGAUGGAUACCUGUUGCAAGCAGCAAAGAACGAUCCGACACUCUCGGAAUUCAGCUGCAUCAUCAUUGAUGAGGCUCAUGAGAGAACCGUCGAUACGGAUGUUCUUCUCGGACUUUUGGCCAAGAGGCGAGAUGAUCUGAAGGUAGUCAUCAUGUCUGCCACCAUGGACGCUGCCAAAUUCGCCACCUAUUUUGGCAACGCACCCACACUCCAUAUCCCCGGCCAACCCCAUACGCUUGAUAUCCUAUAUCUCGAAGAGGCCUCCCCAGACUAUCACGUGGACACAGUUCGAACGGUGAAAAUCAUUCAUGAUGAGUACCCCCGAGGAGACAUCCUCGUCUUCAUGAUGAGCUCGAAUGAGAUAGAACGCGUGUGUACAAUCCUGCGCCGCAACUGCCAAGACCUCGAUGUCAUGCCGCUGUAUGGUGCGCUCACGAAAAGUGAGCAACAACGGGCUCUUGUGCAGACCGAGCGCAGGAAAUGCAUAAUCGCAACAAACAUUGCGGAGACCAGUCUGACAAUUGAGAAUGUCAGCUACGUUGUUGAUUGCGGCUACUGCAUUCAGAGCGUAUACAAUCCGCGUACCCGGACUCGCGUGUUGCAGACUGGCAUAAUCUCAAAGGCCGCUGCUGGACAGCGUGCGGGUCGAGCAGGUCGGACCAGCGCAGGCACCUGCUUCCGGGUGUAUACGGAGGAGUUCCACGACGAGGUCAUGUUGAACACAACACGACCCCAGAUCUUCACAACCGAAGGCAAGGCCGUUGUUCUUGCAAUCAAGUCGUUGGGACACAACGACGUAUUUGCCUUCAACUGGCUGGACGCCCCUCAGCCAGAGACCAUGCUUCGUGCUCUUGGGGACCUGAGAGACCUAGGUUUUCUGGAUGGCACCAUGAAAAUCACAGAUCGAGGCCGAUCCGCAUCCCGUCUACCAAUCGAUGCCAUGUGGCUUUACGCCAUUAUGGAGGGACAUGACAACUGGUCAUGUGGAGCAGAAAUGUGUGCCAUCGCUGCAAUUUGCAGCACACAGAGGCCGGUAUUCCUCCGACCAAGUGCCCAUCGGUAUGCAUCAGACGAGUUGCGAAGACAAUGGGUCCAUCCUCUGUCCGACCACAUCACGCUUCUCAACGUGCUCCACGCAUAUGUGGAUGUCAGAACGAAAGCGGAGACCGUUUCAGACCGACAAACUUGGUGCUUUGCCAACUUUUUGAGUUAUGAAGCACUCGAAGAGGCCUUCGAGACCCGCGAUCAGAUUUGCACGAUGAUCCAACGAGAUGUAGUGCGAGGCUGGAUCAGCAAGAUCCCUUUCCGUCAUCCGAACGACUACGACAACAUCCGCCGCUGCCUUGCAAGAGGAUUGUUUCUGCAGUCUGCAUUCCGACAUGAAGAGGAUGUAUACAGAACCUUCCAUGAUAAUCAAGACGCACUUCUUCAUUACCACAGUGCCUUGAUGGUCAUGGCUUAUGGCAUUGAUGGCCAGAUUGUGGUUUUCUCGAGCCAGACGCUCACUUUGGUCGUUUGUGGUGCCACGCUCACCCAGUCCGAGAGCAGUCAUAUCACUAAAACCACUUGGGUUGAGAUAGCACUUCUCGAGAACCCGAGAAUCAGGGUCGUGAUUCAUGAUCAUGCGAGCGUCGUCGUCGGCACCGGUUUGAAGGGUAAGCUCUGUUGCUGA
Molecule: messenger RNA, 1758 nt
Organism: Pestalotiopsis fici W106-1
Lineage: Eukaryota; Fungi; Ascomycota; Sordariomycetes; Amphisphaeriales; Sporocadaceae
Exons: 3
Coding region: 1-1758 (585 amino acids)
Cellular component (GO): intracellular anatomical structure
Molecular function (GO): RNA binding; ATP binding
Source: RefSeq, a predicted model, not a curated record